AUGGAAGAUAUGUUAGAAAAGUAUUAAGAACUUUUCGCUCACAAAUACCUCUUAAAUGAAUGGCGUAUUUAAAAAAGAGCUUUAUUAAAUAGCUUGAGAGAUAAAAUUUGUCAAUCUUAUUAAGAAAAAAUAACUUCAGGAUAACCAUCUAGUUUAUUUCUAUAAAAACUAGUACAAAAGAGUAAAAUAAGCAACCAAACAAAAGCACAAAAUGAAUAGAAUCCUUAGAAAAAGAUUUAACUUUCAAAAAGUUAAGAUUCCUAUCUCAAUGAUAAAGAAAAUAUAAAAAAAGCGGAGUGCAUUUCUUUGUUGAAUAAUAAUUCGUUUUAGAAUGACUCAAAGGAAUAUUUAAGAGAGAGAAUUGUAUGUUAACAAUAAUGCAUUCAAAUAUUAGAGCUUCUUAUGGAGUAAAAACCAUAAAAAUAGCAAUAAGACCUUGGAAACAAUUGCAAAUUGUAUUCAAUUAUAAAAGAAAUAUCAAAAAUCUAAAUACUUUAAUUAAAAGGAAAAUAUUUAAAUAAUAAUAUUAACAAAGCAAAUUAUUAAACUAACAUUUCCUUAACUUAAAUUUAAAGACAGAAUUUGCUUAAUUUAAUUUACAAAAAUUAAAUAAACUAAUUCAAUAGAAAAUUAAUUCAUAUAGUUGAAAAUUAAUUGAGUUUUUCAUAAUUCAGCAGAUUAAAAAUUGAAAAGUCAAUCAAUAAUGGAAGAAAUAAAUUAUUAGAAGAAAAAACAUAUCAUACUCUAAAUGCAAACAAUAAUUUAACAAACAAGAAACAUUUUUAUUUCCCAUUUCGAAAUGAAUUUAAUAGGGAAAGCAAUAAAGUAUCAAAUAAAUUUAUUGUAUAAUCUAGCGAAAACAAAUUAAGCUAGGCAUAAUAACAAAAUUUGGUCUAAACACAUUUCAAUCAAAUGAAAGUUGAUUCACAUGAAAAAAGGACUUCUAAUAAAACUUGUAUUUAGCAAUAAAUCAAUAGAUAUGCUGAAAUUUAAUAAAAUGUUAGCUUUUAUAAUUGUGAUAAUAAGUAGCUUAAAGUAUUAUAAGAAUUAAAACUCUAAACAUAUAUAUAAUACUUCAAGUUUAAAUACAAUAAUUAGCUUAAAUGUCAAGAUAUGCAUAGCUAUGCUUAGAAGAAUAAAAUUUUAGGUGGAGGUGUCUGUUGUAGUAAAUAAAGAGUAAUUGUUGUGGAUCCAGCUUCGUAUUAACUAAUAAAAAAAUAAAUCAAGCACAAAAGUACAAAAAAUUAGAAUUAAGAUGAUAAAAUGAAGGAAGAAAAGCGAAUUAAUAAAAAAUUUGAAAAAUUUAAUAAAUCAUAUAAUGAGUUUUUUACCAUCAAAGAAGAUAGCGAUGUAGAAGAAAGCUUAAAUGUCUUAGAAACUGAAGUAAGAUAGAUAAUAGAAAAAACAUUAUAUGAUUUCAGAGAGUAAAUAGUUUUGUAAGAAAUUAGACCAAAAGUCAUAGACAUGAUAAAUUUACUAAUUAACUAUUUUCUUAUUAUUAAAUAAAACGAUUCUAAGUCAUCUGUGCAAUCUGAUAUUAAUGAGAUAAGCGAAAAGUUAUAAAAACUCAUUGUUUAUUGUAAAGAAAAUAAAGAGAGACAUCCUUGUUUAGAUUUAUUUUAAUAUUUUGACAUUUUAAAAUCUUUGAAUUCUUAAAGAGUAGGUUUAGAUCAAGCAAAUAAGCACGUCGCUAUGCAAAUUAUUGAGAAAAUAGUUGAAGUUGCUAAGUUUGGAGCUGGAUUUGUCAGUAUUGCAGGCGCUAUCUAAAAUUUAACAGAAAUCGAUUUCAAUAAACUGAAAGGUUUCAUAAAUGAUAUAAGAAAUAUAGUAGAAAAAUUAACUUUUGAUGUUUCUGUAGGGUCUAUCAACUAAGGGCUUGGUGUUUAUUCUAAUUAUAAUAGCAAUAAUAUAUCCAACAAUAUGUUAUCUCUAUGGCUAAAAAAGGUUUAAUAUAUGGGAGAGAACCUCUCUGAUCAGAUUUUAGAAAUUAUUUUCUAUUUGGAAGAGUGUGAUAAAAUUUAAAAUAAUGACACUAGAUUAUUUGUUUAUAUGCAAUUGAACUAUUUGCUGUCCAAGUAGCAAAUAAAGGACAAUUAUAAAGAACUGCGUUUGAGAUUAGAAGAACAGAAUAAGAUAGAACUUAUUAUCAGUUAAUAGAUGUUUUUAUAGGUGGAAGAGUAUUCUGAUGGAAUUAUUGAUUUGCUCAAAAGUGUAGCUAAUUUAAUAGCAUAGAGUCAUUAAUUUAGAUACAUAAAAGCUUAAUUACUUCUACAUUUUGCUUAAAUCUUAUCAGUCUAACACUAAAACGAAUUUAACGACAUGAUGAAUAAUAUCAUCUCAAAUUAUUUAAUGGAGAAAUAAAAAUCUGUAAAGAUUGUCAGCGAAUAUAAUUAAGUCAUGGCUGAGUUUAUUGAUAAUUAGCUAGAUUAAACACAAGUUUUGAAUCAAAUUAGUAAGCAAAAAAAAUAAAUAACUAAGCAUUUAGAUAAAAUAUCAGACUUCGAUAACUUUGCAUAUGAUAUUUAGAAUGAAAAAGAUUUAGAUAAGCAAUUAGCUAAAUAUUUUGUUUAAAUUUGGGAAUAAAGUGUCAAAUAAAGAUAGAAAAAUCUUGAAAUAACGCACAAAGAUGAUGCUUUACUUUAGGCUAUUCACUUGUAUGUUAAUUAAUAGAUAACAUAUUAGGAUGGUUAUAAAUUUAACACACAAGAAAAAGAUGCAGUGAAAUAAAUUUUUGAUUAUUUCCUCAUCCCUAACUUUGUAUUUUCUUAAGAAGAAGUAAAAGCAAAUGAUCAAGCUAAUUAAAUAUCUAAAUGUAAAAUCAUAUCGAUUUUGGCAGAAGGAGGUUCUGGAAAGUCGAUGCUCUUAAAAAAAAUUGAAGUCGAAGUUCUCAAUGAUAAUUCAAAAUAUAAAAGUGACAAUAGAACUGAUUUCAUACCAUUUAUAAUUAAAUGCAACUCGCUAGAUAAAGAAAAACCUUCAAUUGAAGAUUAUUUAGAAUCCUUAAGCACAAAGAGAAAAGACAUUGAUAAUUUAAAGAAAUCUGAGAGAAAUAAGCUAAUCAUGCUUGAUGGCUAUGAUGAAUAUACAGGUGAUUAUUUUAAGGUUUACGAAAAGUUAAAUCUUAACGAAUGGGUGAAUACCCUAGUUGUUGUGACUUCUAGAUUAGAAAAAAUAUCAAUUUCUGAUGCUAAAGUAUACUUUAAUUACUAUGAUAAUUAAGGAAAAAAAGGUCAUAGUGAUUCAUAUGGAAUCUUCAAACUGGAAAAAAUAACAAAUUAAGACAUUGAAGAUUACUUAGAGAAGUAUUAAGAUUAAUAAUUAUUAGAAAAUUAAGAAGAUUUUGAUUUAGAACAGCAUGAAAAACUUAAAAAAAUUAUAUUUAGUAAUUAUUAACUAACUGAAUUGCUAAAGUUGCCAAUCAAUUUGUAUCUAACAACAAGAAUGAUUUCAGAUAUUGACCUUAAUGAUGAAAAAACUUUGAACACUUUCUAGCAAGCUUCAGACUAGAUUGUCAUUUAAGAAUUAUUUUUCUCUUAGCAAUUCAAAAAAUAAGCUCAAAUAUUCGUUGAAUAAUAAAAAUACCUUACAUUAAAUGAUAAGCAAAGAAAAGAUAUAGCAGAAAUAGUUGAAUCUUGCUACUUUGAAUAUUUCCAAUCUGUUGCUAUGCAUAUGUUUAUUUAAAAGGGCUAAAAGUCAAACUUUCUUUCAACAACAAGAGAAUAGAUUAAAUUUUAGCCUCGAGAAGAAGUAUCUCUUUUCUUAUAAUAAAAUAAAAUAGAUGAAGAUGAAAUAAUUAAAAAAUUAAUAAAUUAUGUUGAUUCUAGAGUUAUUACGAGAAUUUAAUUGAAACUUGAAGGAAAAAACACUAAAAUGCAGAAUAAAGAAAGUUAAACUUAAAUGGAUUAAUAUAAAGCUGAAGAAAAUGAAUCAUAAGAAUUCGAGUUUAGACAUAAAUCUCUUUUUGAAUACUUUGCUGCUCGAGCCAUGAAGUAUGAUUUUGACCUACAUAAAGAAAAUAUCUUUAAGUUAGAUAUUUCAUAACUAUAGCAAUUCAACAUUAACAAAAGAAUCAUCAUGAGCAGUGAAAAAAAUGUAUCAGAACAACAAAUUCUUUUAAAGCUUUAUAAACUUAUGUAAUCUGAUAUUCAGUCAUAAUUUUUCUACUAAACAUACAGCUUAGAAGAUAUAUCUAAGACAAAUAAAUAUAUUUAAUACCUAAAUAAAUCGAAAAUUUCUAAAAAAACUGAAAAGAGCUAAAUAGAUAUUGGAGCUUCUAAUCUAUUGUCAGCUCUGUUUCUUUCUAAAUUCUCAUAUCCUAAUUUGAUUUUAAAUAAAUGUUCGUUUUCAUUAGCAUACAUUUAAGAAAGGCUAGCUGAGUUUUAGGAUUGCAACCUAAGUGACUCUUUAAUUGAAAAUGCAAACAUAAAAAAAUAUAAAAGUUCAAACACGAAGAAUGCAAUGUUUGGUGGUUUCUAAAAAUUAAUGGAUUCAGAUAACAUUUAUCAAUUUAACAAAGCAAUACUAUCAAAAAAUAAUCUUGUAUCUAUCACUGAGAGUGGUUUUAUUAAUAAAUUUGAGAUAGGUGAAAAUAAUUUCAAAUAAUUAUUGUCAAAGCAGAUAACUAACAAAUCAUUGAAAAAUAUUUAUUACGAAAGCACAAAAAGUAUUUUUGUUACUCAUACAAAAAAGUCUCUGUUUGAGAUAAAUUCCAAAACUUUUGAAAUAAUUUCUUCUUUCACAUUUGCUUCUCAUAUAUCGUGUUUAUCAAUUAAUAAACAAUAAUACUUUGUUAAUUUAAAUAACAAUUAAAUAUUUUAAGGGGAUUUUUAAAAAGGAUUUACGCUUUUAGAUUAAAACAAAAUUCAAGCUGAAUCGUCUAUUUCCUUAAAGUUAAAGGAUAUAAUAAUCACUUCUAAAAACAAAGAAAUCAUUAUUUAUAAUUAAUAAAAUCUUUAAAUUAUAAAGAAUAUUUAAAAUUUUCCAUCUGAUCUUGCAAUAUCUUCAAUUUCUAGUGAUGAAAAGUAUCUAGCAGCUAUAUCAGAAGAGAAAAAUUGCAUAAUUUUCAAUUUAGAAAAUGAAUUUGAUAUCUUAAAAACUAUCUAAACUGAACACACUAAACCUAUAACCUCAGUUGCCUUUUCUGAGAAUGGAAAGUAUCUAGCAACAAGUUCAGAUGAUAAUAGUUGCAAAAUCUGGAAUGUGAAAGAGGGAUUUGCACUCUUGAAAACUUUUGACUUAAGAUUCAUAAGAAUACAUUCAGUGACUUUUUCUACUGAUGGAAGAUAUCUCAUAAUUUGCUAUGGUAAUCGCACUUGCAAAAUAUUGGACUCAGAAUAAGAAUUUAAACUAGUAAAUAAGAUCGAAGGACAUACUUAGUAGAUUUCCUCAGUUGCCUUUUCUCCCAAUGAUUAGUAUAUUGCAACUGGUUCUGAUGAUAAAACUUGCAAAAUUUGGAGUAUAAAAAAUGGUUUAGAGCUAGUAAAUAAAAUUGAAGGACAUACUAGUCCUGUUACCUAAGUAGCUUUUUCUGGAGAUAGUAAAUAUUUAGCAACAGCUUCAAAAGAUUAAACAUGCAAAAUUUGGAAUAUUGAAAAAGGAUUCUCACUGCAUCACACACUUGAAGGAAAUAAUUCUGCAAUUUUGUCAGUUACAUUUUCUGCAGAUAGCAAGUAUUUAGCUACAGCUUCCUUUAACAGUCUUUGCAUAAUUUGGGAUGUAGAUAAAGGAUUCUAGCUUCUUCAUUCAAUUAAUGCACAUGAUUAAAAAAAAAUCUUCUCAGUUGCUUUUUCUUUUGAUGGUAAGUUAAUUGCAACAGGUUCUGAAGAUACAACUUGCAAAGUAUGGAACAUUGAAGAUGGAAUUAAGUUAAUAAAAACUAUUUAGGCAAGUCAAGGUUGGGUUUAAUCAGUGGCUUUUUCUCCAAAUGGCAAAUAUCUCGCAGCUGGCUGUUCAAAUAGUCACUUUUAUAUCUGGAAUGUUGAAAAAGGAUACGAACUUUUAGAUAAUAAAAAACAUGAAUGUAAGGUUAACGCUGUUGUAUUUUCUGCAAAUAGUUAAUACCUUGCAACAUCUUCAGCUAAUGAGAAAUGCAUGAUUUGGAAUGUAGAAGAGGGAUUGUAACUCAUUAGUAUCAUCCAUCAACCAGAAGAUAUUUAUUCAGUUGCAUUUAGUCAAGAUUCAAAGUAGCUCGUAACAGGUGGCCGUAAUACUUUUAUGAUUUGGAAUUUAGAAAAAGGAUUUGAGUUCAUAAAGAUGGAUGAGAAACACAAUUUUUAUAAUACUAAAGUUGCUUUUUCUUCUGAUGGUAAGCUUCUCGCAACUACAGAUUAUAAUUUUUACAAAAUAUGGAGUGCAGAAAGAGGAUUUGAGUUAAUAAAUAAAAUUGAAGCCCAUACAUUUGGUAUUACAUAGCUUGCUUUCUCUCAAGAUGGUAAUUAUUUAGUAACUAUUUCAGUCGAUAUUUGUAAAGUCUGGAGUAUAGAAAAAGGAUUUAAAUUAAUACAUUAAAUUUAAGGAUAAAAUUACUUUUUAUCGAUUGCUAUUUCCCCAGAUAGCAUGUUUCUUGCGAUAAGUACAACUUAAGAUUAUUCUUUAAAAAUAUGGAACAUUUAAAAAAAUUUUUAACUUAUUACUACAAUUAAUGACGUUUCAUAGUUAAGUUUUUCACCAGAUGGCAGAUAUCUAGCUGCUUCAUAUAAGAAUACUUUUAAAAUAUUUGAUGCAAAAAAAAAAUAUAAGCUAUUACGCACUAUUUAAGCACAUAUCUCAAAUGUUUAAAAAAUAACUUUUUCUAAUGACGGCUAGUAUCUUGCAACAUGUGGUAGUGGCGCAACUUGCAAAAUAUGGAGUAUAAAACAAAAAUUUGAACUAGAAAUAACCAUAGAAGGAGAUAAUUUAGAAUUUACCAAUCUUACUUUUUCUGCAGAUAGCAAAUAUCUUGCUACUGCUUCUAAUGACAAAACUUGUAAAAUCUGGAAUGCAGAACAUGAAUUUUCACUUAUAAGUACAUUUAAAUCAGAUUAAUCUAUUAAAUCAAUAGAAUUCUCUUCAGAUAACAAGUAUCUAGCUUUAAGUUCUUUUGAAGGGAUUUGUAGAAUCUUAAAUAUACAAAAAGAGUUUGAGAUAAUGAAUUUAAAUUAAUUAUAGAUUUGUGAAAUUAAAUCAACUACUGUUUCUUAGGUUAAUAGUUAAUUAAAUAACAGUAUUUUAGAAAAAUUAGCUAAAAAUAAUAAAAUUUUCUAAUAAAUUUAUUGCUUUUGA
Messenger RNA from Tetrahymena thermophila SB210, 7260 nucleotides. RefSeq names its product WD domain, G-beta repeat protein. NCBI's taxonomy places the organism in Eukaryota, Ciliophora, Oligohymenophorea, Hymenostomatida, Tetrahymenidae. The record is from RefSeq and is a predicted model, not a curated record. The transcript has a single exon. Gene Ontology annotation, molecular function: protein binding.